Messenger RNA from Talaromyces proteolyticus, 3298 nucleotides. RefSeq names its product condensin complex component cnd2. Gene Ontology annotation, cellular component: condensin complex. Gene Ontology annotation, molecular function: chromatin binding. The record is from RefSeq and is a predicted model, not a curated record. The transcript is spliced from 3 exons. Lineage: Eukaryota; Fungi; Ascomycota; Eurotiomycetes; Eurotiales; Trichocomaceae. Gene Ontology annotation, biological process: mitotic chromosome condensation. Bases 214 to 2892 code for a protein of 892 amino acids.
CCCGACGACGACCCUCACCUUCAUUCCCAGACGGAAAGAACGAAAGAGCAGGCCAGGCUUCAUCCUGAAUGCAUUGAUAUUACCACCUCGCUUAUGCUGCUUAAGCUUACAAGGACAUGGAUAUUUGAUUGCGCCUAGUUAUUACUCUUUAUCAUAGCCAAGCCUGUCCUCGUUCCUUAUUCUGCGCGCACGGAAAGAACCGCGAGAAAAACGAUGCCUCGCGUCGCCAACACAUCCAAGAGCCACCGCCGCUCAAAUGGCGGUGCCUCGACACCGCACAAGAACUCCCCCAUCAAAAUUCCCUUGAACGAUGAUAUGGGAGAGAAGGCUGCUCGGAUGCAGUCGCGACAAGCCCUGCAUGACCGUCAGAUGAAUCAAAUCAAAGCGGCCGUCAAAACACCCAUGCCCCCGCGCAGGACCGCAUACGAUCGCGCCGACAGUCAAAGUCCGACGACCCCGCGUGGAUCGCUUCGCCGAGGCCGGGAAAGCGAUGCGGAUGGCCGUGGCAGAGGCGCAACCCCCGCUCAAAGAGUGCCAAUCUUAGCCAACUUUGAGGAGUGGAUGAAGAUGGCAACCGACAAUAAGAUCAACGCUGCCAAUUCGUGGAACUUUGCACUCAUCGAUUAUUUCCAUGAUAUGUCAUUGCUUAGAGAGGGUGACGGUGUUAAUUUCCAAAAGGCCAGCUGUACUCUGGAUGGUUGCGUCAAGAUUUAUACCAGCAGAGUAGAUAGUGUGGCUACGGAGACUGGAAAACUUCUCAGUGGUUUAGCUGAUAGUCGAGACCGUAAAGCCCCAGAAGCCGGCGAAGGAGCUGAGGGUGAAGACGAAGACGAAGAAGGCGAAGAUGGUGCGCCAAGGAAAACAAAGAAAAAGACUCGUUCCCAUGAGGCAACUCUUGCUCCGUCAUUUGCCUCGUUGCAAUUGAAAAAGCUUGAGCUUGAAUUUGCCGUCGAUCCAUUAUUCAAGAAGGCGUCGGCCGACUUUGAUGAAGGUGGCGCCAAAGGAUUGCUGCUGAAUCAUCUUUCGAUUGAUAGUCAAGGUCGGAUAGUCUUCGACAGUAGCGAUGACAUCGAUGAGACCACCAACCCAACAGAUGCCAUGAAUGAGGAUGAACUGGAAGAUGGCAAUGCAGAGUCAGGAAAUAAAAACAUCAGAGAGCACGAGGCCGAUCCAAUGGAUGUCGAUCCAGUUGAUAUUGACCUAACUGCUCUCGUCAGUAAGUUUUUCCCUGACCUGGAUCGUAUUAGUGAACAAGACAUUUGCCCAUCUCUCAAGAACUUCGAUUUGGGUGAUCCCAGUGGCUCUCUGAAUAUGCCACUGUUGAAAGCCCCUGAUGAGUGGCGCAACGAUAGAACUAGUGACAACUUUGAACACGCUGGACGUCUAGGUGACGCAUCGGGCAUCAUGCUCGACGAUGAUAACGCCGUGGGAUUUGACGAUGAUGAUGGAACAUUCGCAGGCUUCGAUAUUGGCGAAGAUGCUGGCUUUGGAGAAGGCGGCGAAGCUUGGGCGCGAGAGGCAGCACUUGAACCGAUGCUCAAAGUUCAUCGCAUGGAAAUUGAUGGAGAAGACCAAGAUGGCGAGCAAGGCCUUGAUAAUGGAGAAGCUUAUACUCUAUCGCUCUCUCAUCAGCCAUCCAACAAGGAACACGAGAACAUUCUCAGUUACUUUGAUAAUGCUUUGCAAAAGAACUGGGCAGGUCCUGAACACUGGCGAAUUCGAAGAAUUAAAGAAACAACUGCCGCAAGCUCGACGAGCCAAGUCCCAAAACAACGCAAGGAAAAGGAGCCGUUUGAAAUCGAUUUUGCUGCUCCUCUAGAUUCUACAACAUCUGAGCUGAUAUAUACACAAGCAAGUUCAAAUUCGGCUAUCUCAAUACCCAAAACGCAGUGGAAGACCAAAGGACGCAAUUUACUUCCGGAUGAUAAGCAUUUCAACUCUCAGCAGCUGCUACGUCUUUUCCUCAAACCGAAAGCUCGUCUAGGAUCUAAAAGAUUCCUCGGGGUUCGAAAGACUACUGAUCAUUCACAAGGUAGUGUGCCAAACGCUGGAGAGAUGGAUGAAGCUUUCUGGGCGAAUCACAAACCAGAGAACGACAUGACAUCUGCAGAUGAUGGUGGUGCUGCCGGAACAUACGAUGCGAAUUUCUUCGCGGAUGAUGAUGGCCUCGCCUUCCCUAACGGUCUUCCACUUGGAGAUGAUGACGACGACAACAUGCCGUUUACAGAUGCUCGAGAAAUGUUCUCUCCACCAGUUGACCCAGAUGCUCGGCCAACGACAUCGGCUGGUGACGGGGCGGGUGCCACUGGCUUAACUGCGCUUUUGAACAUGGUCGGAGCGACACCUGGUUCUGCUCUCCAUGGUGGAGGGUUUGGGUCGCAGCUUGUCACGCAAGGUGGUCGCCGUGUGCGACCUGAUUAUGUUGCUUACGCGCGUGUAGCGAAGAAAGUGGAUGUACGACGUUUGAAAGAGGAAAUGUGGAGAGGCAUGGGCGAUAAAUUAAUCGAGUCGAUGGAUUUCAACUCUGCUUCUAACGGUGCAGCCGUUAUCGAAACGCCUGAGGAGUCUGCUGAGGAUGACGGCCCGCCUACACCUACGCCUAAGAAUCGAUAUACAGAUGGCGACCAUGCCAUGCCUGAUGCUACUCCAAUACCCGAUAAAAAUGGCCAACUGCGAUUCACUAACAUCAUGAACUCUCUCAAAACGGUUUAUCCAGAGGAGGCCCUCCGAGACAUCAGCACUUCAUUUGGAUUUAUUUGUCUUUUGCACUUGGCAAAUGAGAAAGGUCUCGUGUUGCAAGGCGGAGACCCUCUCGGCGAAGGCGGUGGUUCUCUAGAAGAAAUUUACAUUACCAAGGAUGUCGGCGCACUCAUAGAAGAGGGGGCGAUGUAGAAGGUAGUGUUUUUGCCUGGUGUAUUCUUCGCAUCUGUGGAUCUAUAUUUGAAGUGACGCUAUGCCUUUAUGUGGCGCUCAAGGCGUUAGGUUUUUUUCCGUUCUCAAGGUGUAGCUCGAGUAGAUGGGACUCUAGCAGGGGAUUUUAUUCCAACUAUAGCGUCUAGUUAUUCUUUUCGAUCCAGUCUUCUUGUAUAUUUUUCAUCGGUUUUAUUUCACUUUUUACGUUAAUAAAUUAUUUGAUAUCAUGUACGUUCUGUUAAGGGCCUUCUAUCAAGGACCGCUAUCAAUGCAGCAGUCUUGCGUUACCAGUAUUAUUUACUAUACUACGCUAUGCACGAGGAGCGGUUGGGUGGAGAGGGACAGGCUAGUUGUGUGCUUAUGUAUGUGACUAAGUAUGUGUCUG